AUGACGGACCAGGCUCUGAACCUGCAGCGUCUGGGCAUCCCACCGUCCGCGAUAGCUGUUCUGGACUCCAGCACUCCUCUCCCAAUGCAGCAGAAAAUUCUACUGGACAUCUGUGGAGAGGGUACUGAGAAGUCUGAUCAACCGAUUCACGGUCUCCUAGCUGUGCUGACCCAGUUCUCAGUUAAUAAACAAUCCACAAUUCGGCUACUCUUCGUCACGCCAGAGAAGUUGUCCAAGUCAAAAAGACUGAUGAACAGACUGGAAAAGGCAUUUAGUCGUGGACGGCUGGCUCGGAUUGCAAUCGAUGAAGUUCAUUGUGUGAGCCAAUGGGGCAACGACUUUCGGCCCGAUUACAAAUUUCUCCAUGUCCUCAAAACCCAGUUUCCCUCCGCUCCUAUUCUGGGCCUCACGGCCACUGCCUCCGCUGAGGUGGUGCUCGAUGUACAGAAGAUGCUGGGUCUGUCACAGGACAAUUGUCUUGUCCUAAGAACUGGCUACAACAGGCCCAAUCUGAACUACAAGGCAUGUCUGUGUGCCCUUUAUUGUCUUCAAUGGUUUAUAGGUUGA
Dibothriocephalus latus is the source of this 567-nucleotide messenger RNA. The record is from the annotation of a GenBank genome assembly. NCBI's taxonomy places the organism in Eukaryota, Metazoa, Platyhelminthes, Cestoda, Diphyllobothriidea, Diphyllobothriidae.